Molecule: messenger RNA, 891 nt
Organism: Prunus armeniaca (apricot)
Lineage: Eukaryota; Viridiplantae; Streptophyta; Magnoliopsida; Rosales; Rosaceae
Source: the annotation of a GenBank genome assembly
AUGGCUGUGAUUUUAUCCAAGAAAGCUGAAUUUUGCUCAGAUUGUACGGUUGAGUUCUGGGUGUGUUGCGGUGUAGUUUAUGCUGCCGCUUGGAGGUUUCAAGUGCCCCUUCCUGAGAAUCCGCCAUGGUGGAAGGCAUUUGAUGCUGAGAAAUCAGGGAUUGACGAAGUUUGUAGGGUGCUGGCUCAUCUGUACAGCCUUCCUAAAGCAAAGGUGUGUUGCGGUGUAGUUUAUGCUGCCGCUUGGAGGUUUCAAGUGCCCCUUCCUGAGAAUCCGCCAUGGUGGAAGGCAUUUGAUGCUGAGAAAUCAGGGAUUGACGAAGUUUGUAGGGUGCUGGCUCAUCUGUACAGCCUUCCUAAAGCAAAGUACGUACCAGUCUGUAAGGAUGGAGAUUCUUUUACAUUUUCUAACAAGUCAUGUAAUUCACAGCCUCGGCCAAUUCCAAAGGCUGCAGCAGAAGUCAAUCCUGAAUCUGGUGGAUCAAAGGGUGUGUUGGCCAAGCUAGCCAUUGAUAAGCUGAAGGACUCUAAAGAGAGUGAUGAAAGUAUGCCUAUCGAGGGAGAGGCAAUAGAAGAUUUCAGUAUCAAAUCCAAGUUUGAACGCAAAAUGGAAUCUAGUGGCAAUAAAAGCAGGGACAGGGACAGGGACAGGGACAGGGAGAGAGAUAAGGAGAGGGAAAGGGAGAGAGAGAGAGACAGAGACAGAGACAGAGACAGGGAUAGAAUGAAAGUCCGGGGGGCAGGAAUUCUGACCGGGAAUGAGAUCGAGAAGGGGAUGAGAGGGACAGAACCAAGGACCGAGGUUAUCGUUCAAAGGAUAGAGCAAAAGAUUCAGGGGGCAUUUGGAGAAAUCAAGACAUCAGUCGUUCCGAGUUUAAAUCCCGUCAUCUGA